This is a messenger RNA of Planococcus citri (citrus mealybug), 998 nucleotides long. Its product is annotated as nucleoplasmin-like protein ANO39. The record is from RefSeq and is a predicted model, not a curated record. The transcript has 6 exons. Gene Ontology annotation, biological process: chromatin remodeling. Gene Ontology annotation, cellular component: nucleoplasm; cytoplasm; nucleolus. Bases 187 to 717 code for a protein of 176 amino acids. NCBI's taxonomy places the organism in Eukaryota, Metazoa, Arthropoda, Insecta, Hemiptera, Pseudococcidae. Gene Ontology annotation, molecular function: chromatin binding; RNA binding; histone binding.
GUCUCAAAUUUGCAUCGUCCAUUUGAGCGCCAUUAGUGACCAACGGCAUUUCUCUCGUCGUAUUCUUUACAAUAUUUCUGUAUUCUUUGUCGGUUGUAAAUCGCCGCAAAUAUCGCGUUUUUGUUAAUUUUAUCCUCGUGAUUAAGUAGAUUUUGUUAUUCUAGCGUGUAGUGCAUUUAGUGAAAUAUGACUGAAGAUUAUUUUUGGGGUUUAACGCUUGAUAAAAAUAAGACCACCGACGUUUGGGAUCCAGAUGUAAAAAAUGACGCUAACGAUUCCACACAAGGCUACCGUGGUGAACAUACAUUAUUAGUGAAACAGGCUGUACUCGGACCAGAAGCUAAAGAAGGUGAAGUAAAUGUGGUCGAAGUGGAAGCCAUGGGUUACAAAUCCGAUGUCAGAUAUCCUAUCACAGUAUUAAAAGGAGGUUCACAACACCAAUCAUUGUUGGAUUUACUAUUCCCCGAUCCGCCUGUUACAUUUAAGCUGAUAAAAGGCUCAGGACCUAUUCAUUUACUUGGAAACCAUUCCGUUGGAAGUGGAGACGGAUUGGGCGAGGAUGAUGAAGACGAAAUAGAAGAUGAAUUUGACGAAGAAGAAGAUAUUGAAGAAACACCCGAAAAAAAUAGCGUUGGCGAUAAGAAAAGAAAAAUAGCACAAUCAAAUUCUAAUGCUAAACAAAGCAAACGAUCGAAAGGAAACGAUGAGGAUGAUUAGAUAUAUUUUGGUUAACAUUAGUUUUUAAAAUCCAUCAGAAGAUUAUUAAUUUGUUGAUAUUCCAUUUGUAUUAAUUCAUACCUUUCGACUAGAAUAUUUCUCGACUGUCAUCUUUUUUUUUCAAUUUUCUACUGUAAAACGUUUGUUGUAAUAUUGCAUUUCAAAUUGAAGUACAAUAUUUUCUCAAAACAAGGUUAUUGCACUUCAAAGCAUUGUUAAAUCUAUUCCAGAAAUCGUGUAACGCUGACUAUACUUUAAAAUAUAUUAUUCUGAUAAGACAA